Ceutorhynchus assimilis (cabbage seed weevil) is the source of this 1187-nucleotide messenger RNA. The record is from the annotation of a GenBank genome assembly. Lineage: Eukaryota; Metazoa; Arthropoda; Insecta; Coleoptera; Curculionidae.
AUGGUAUUGGCAUGGCAUAUAGUUAUGUUCGUGGAAGAAGAGAGGGUGGAGGUCUUUCCAAAAUGUUGGGUCAUUAAUAAUAAUCUGGGUUACACUGGCCUAACCAGAAAAAAGCUAGUGGCAUACUGCCAUUAAUUAAGGGCUGUUCCAUGCCAGAAAAGGACAAAUGGGAUGUGGUCCGUAUCCGUAUUAAUAAAAAGAAUAAAAUUUAUGAUGAUUAUGCACAGGCAUCUCUGGCUGCCUCCAAAGCUUGCUAUAAAACAGACGUUGAUGAAUCCACUGAAUGUGAUGAAAAUACUAAAACUCCUAGCUCCUCAAAGGGUAGACGAAUUAUUUAUAACAAAAAAUAUUCACAAGAAGAUGAAGCGUUUGACAGUGAUGAUAUUGAGAGUAGCGACUCAUUAGAGUCAAUUCCAUCCAAGCCUCUCAGAGGUACCUACCGAGGUAAAGAUGACUCUAAAACCAAAAAGCUGAUGAAUGAAGAAGCUUCGGUAGUGGUUGAUCCAUCCAGAAAAGAACAUGAAGACCCCAUGUUAAAGACGACAAGUCAUAAAAGCAUAAACAGUCAGAAGUUGCUUGAUGAACAAGAACACAUUGGUGGAAAAGCAAAAAAAGGCAAAUCCCAAGGACAUGAUAAUGAGAUCCUAGUGAAAUUAUGCUCCAGGGUUUCUUAUUUAACCCUUUUAACUAAAGGGAUUGCAGAGGACAUCGAUCAGAUCAAGUUACAGAUGGAAACUAUCACUAACAUCCCUGUACCAACACACCCAUCUGCCUCCAACGAAGAAGUAUACAACUUCCCAUUUGAAACAACUGAAUCAUUGGAAGAGUUUGAGAAAACUCUUGAAAACAAGGAGACUUAUCUGAAAUUUGUACGUUUCGUUUCACGAAUAGGUGGGGAUUCUCCCUAUGAAUUUAUCAAACGGGUUAUGGUUCGUCUUGUAACAAAUGAAGUAGCUGCAAAAUACUCUUUCACAGGACAUAAAGGCAAAAAGCCAAUAGGCCACUUUUUAAUUGCUAAAGCAUUAAAAGAUGCUUCUAGAAAUGUCAAAUCUUUGAUGCAUUGCACUGAAAACGACAUAGAAAAAAAAUUUAAGGAUUGGCUUAGACAUGCUCCAGCAAGGGCCCAGAAAAAACAGGAAGACCCUCCUAAUGGGGCAGAAGAGGAUAUCGAAGAAAAUAAUCAAUAA